Labeo rohita (rohu) is the source of this 2127-nucleotide messenger RNA. Its product is annotated as E3 SUMO-protein ligase ZBED1. The transcript has a single exon. Gene Ontology annotation, molecular function: protein dimerization activity; DNA binding. NCBI's taxonomy places the organism in Eukaryota, Metazoa, Chordata, Actinopteri, Cypriniformes, Cyprinidae. The record is from RefSeq and is a predicted model, not a curated record. Bases 840 to 1676 code for a protein of 278 amino acids.
UAAUGCAGCGAACAUGGUCAAAGCUGCCGAUCUGAACAAGUGGACCAGGCUACAGUGCUUCGGCCACAGACUGCAUCUUGCAAUUGGUGAGUAAUGUCCAUGAUCUUUAUCCAAAAUAAAUAUAAUUUUUUUACUCAGCUGUUUUACUUAAUAACCUGUCCUGAACCUGACAAAAAUUGUAAAAUGAAUUUGUUGCAUGUGUGUACGUAGAGCUUUAAAACGUAAGGAAAAAACAGACACUAAACAUUUAAUUUUAAACAACUUAUUAUUGAAUCAGUGGCAAAAAAAUAGUUUUAUGAGCACAUUUGAGGAGCUCUUUUCCAAAACGCGAUAACUCCAUUACAAUAGUUUUCAGGGAAAAUUUUUUUUUUUUUUACCUAGACCAUGUUGUGAAUUCAAUUUAUCCUGUUAAAAUGUUUUUGCUUAGUCUGAACAUGUUGAUUAAUGAUUAUUAAAUCAAACGAACUAUAUUGUUGUUGAUAAAUUCAAAUUUAUUUUUCUUUUCAAAAUGCUAUAAUUCCAUCCAUUUUUCCCAAAAAUUGAUGGUUGUCUUUUUUUAAAAGACUUUUGUCUUUUAUUUUUCAUGUUCGCAGUUAUUAAUAAACAAUUAAAAUGUCUCAUUGCAAUAUUUUACAUAUUUUGUUUGUUUUCUCCGCUUAGAAAAUGCAGUGAAAAAGGAUGGCCGCAUUGAUCGUGCUAUAGGAGUCUGCAAGAAGCUGGUGAGCCACUUCUCUCACAGCUGGAAGGCCAGCGACGCCCUAGCAAAAGUCCAGAAGGAACUCAGUCUACCAUCACAUUGUCUCAUCUCAGAAUGCCAAACAAGAUGGGGUUCCAGACAGAUGAUGAUCAGCAGGAUAUUAGAGCAGCAGCAGGCUUUAACUCAGGUCCUGUCUGCAGACAAGAAGCUGCGGCAUCUAAUUCCAACCUGGCAAGAUAUAGAUGUGCUGGAAUCUGUAAGCAAGUCACUGGGCCCAAUGCUGGAUUUCACUGAUGCACUUUCAGGGGAUGAAUACGUCAGUGUCUCCUUUGUAAAGCCAGUUCUUCAGCUCUUCAACACUUCACUACUGGAAAUGCGAGAAGAAGACACAGACCUGACCAAGAACAUAAAAAAGAAGAUGCUGGACUACCUCAAUGAGAAAUACGAAGAUGAUGAUACUCAGAAGCUGCUAGAUAUGGCAUCUUUUUUGGACCCCCGGUUCAAGAUGGACUUCAUCAGUGCAGACAAGAAGACCCAAGUUAAGGCCACAGUGGCAUCACAGAUGAUGGAAUGCCAGAAGAAAUCAAGCUGCAGCACUGAUGUGGAGCCCAACGUUACCAGUGCAACCCAGGCAAAGAAAGCAAAGAAGUCACUGGGAAGCUUCUUUAAACAGAGAGAAACUGAAGCAAAGGGUGAUUCCUCUCUGACCCUAAAGGAUGCUUUGGAAGCAGAGUUAAACACUUACCUGCUAACACCUCCAAUAGACAAAGAGGAGGAUCCACUUGCAUGGUGGAAAGUACACAAACUAAGCUUUCCUCAUCUCGCCAGACUUGCCCGCAAAUACCUGUGUAUUCCUGCGACAAGCUCGCCGUCAGAGAGACUUUUUAGUACUAGUGGCAACAUCGUCACUUGCCAACGAACCUGUCUCAAGCCUGCAAAGGUUGAUAGACUUGUGUUCUUAGCUAAAAACCUUGAGUAAGCAAAGCAUACAGCAUACAUAAGCAUGCAUGAUCAUGAUCAUGCUAAAGAAUACUCAGUUUAGUUUAAGUUUCAAGUUUUAUUUCAUUUUGUUUAGCCAUGAUUACCAUGAUGACCAACACUGUUUUACUUUGGCACUUUUGCUAAGAAAAGUUGACUUAAAAACAAAAGAUUGUGAACCAAAAUGCUUAUAAGUUGUUUUAUAAAAAAAAUAUAUUUAAGUUAUGUUAUGAACCAAUCAGGGGGGUUGGUGUUGUAAAGCUGCUGUUUAAAUGUGUUCAGCUUUUCUGUUUACAGGAAUAUUUUCUCUAAUCUGUUUAUAAGAUUUAAUACAAAAUAUAUUAAAGUUUUAUUUCAUUUUGUUUAUUUCAUAUAUUUAGCCAUGAUUAUGAUGACCAACACCAACACUGUUUUACUUUGGCUAAGAAAAGUUGACUUAAAAGAUUGUGAAC